AUGCCGGUGCCCACCAAAGGCGCUGUCACCGCCCUGCGCGAGUGGACGGCGCAGAGAAAAGACAGCGACGGGCUCAUGAGGUUACAGAGAGAGAGGGAGAGAUCCCUCGCUGAUCAGCGUCACGGACACAACGGGCGGAACCUGGCACCAUGCCCUGCCCAGGGCCAGGGGCUCCUGCCUGCCCCUUCCUGGGGCCCUGCUGCUCAGCCCAGCCACAGCCGUGGGCACGUGGCCUUUGUCCCUGCUGGGAUCAAGGCUGCAGAGGCAAGUAAAAGCGACAGGGCAAAUGGAAGUGACAUUUGGUGUUCUGACUGCAACAGGGAUUUGUCCUGCAAUGAGAUCGUGUCCAUUGAGGAACGGGCUUUUGAGCCACUGCCUUUCCUGAAGCUUCUAAACCUCUCUGGGAAUGGCCUCACGCACAUCCCCAGCGGCACUUUCCAGGCCUGGCAUGGGAUGCAGUUUCUCCAGGAGCUGAUCCUCAGCUUUAACCCGCUGGCUGUCAUUGCUGACCCUGCCUUCUUCAAGCUGCCCUUGGUGAGCUCUCUAGACCUGAGUGGCACCCAAGCGACUCCACAGAUGCUGCUGCUGCUCCUGCAGACCACACUGAGCUUGGAAACCCUCCAAGUGCCCAAGGAGGUGGCCUGCUGCCUGUGCCAGGAGCGUCCCCUCCCCGAGAGCCCGUGCAGGAGCAUCCAGUUCCUCUGUGAGAAGCUGUGCAGCAGCAGCGCCCCGCAGUGCGGUUGGUGUCCGGAGGGGCUGGGGGGGAGCUCAAAUCUGCCACUUCUCUUGAGCCUGGGGAGAUGCUGCAGCACUGCCCCGUCUUGGGGGGGCCUGAUCUCCUCUUGGAGUGCAGGACUGGGACAAAACACCUCGGCUCACACAAGUCUGCUACAGACACGGGCAGAAAUAAUGGACAUGGAACAACCCAGGAAGCUGAACACCAGCCCAGUGUUGAGCCUCAAGCCCAAGGAGCCUUCACUGGGAGGUCAUGGAACUGUAACACUUGCGGUUGCCCUGACCCAGAGCAAUGAGGGUGAUGUCAGCAGCCUGGACAAUUCCAGAAGCACUUCAUAUCCCCCUCAGCAUCUCUUGGGGCACAAAGGCAAAACAAGUGUUGAUGGCCUGAGGUCCAAGCUCAAGAAGAAGCUGCUCAAGAAGAAGCUGCUCAAGUCUAAGAGCAUCAAGACUCCAAAAAGCCUUGUCCCACACCAGCCCCAGCCUGCCAGGCUGAAGGAUGUGGUGAAAAAGGCACCCUCAAGCUGGGAUCACAAGCAGCAGGGCUCACGUUUAAACUGGCAAGCAUUGAACCCUUGGGAUGUAGGUGGUGCGUUAAACCCCACCCAUGACAAGUCUGCUGACAGACACCUCAGAGAUGAGGUGGAAGAUGAAGCUGCAAGGCAGAACUAUGGCAGUACUCACAAACAGCCAAAGAAGGGGGACAGCCAGCACUGGGUUGGACAUAAUCAGCUUUUCUAUGAGACGUUGAGCCCUGUGCAAGCAGAGGGACAGCCCAGAGCCACCCCCGUCAAAGCCGAGCAGCUUCUAAACAGGAACCUGGAUUUUCUCUCUGACCCGUUGGUUCAGAGCCGCCCCGCUGUGAGCAGCAGAGGAGUGGCCACGGCUGAAAGGGAGCAUUCCUCUCUAGGCUGGCACCCUCUGAUCAUCCCUGACACCACAGAGGAGGCAGACUCCAUGUUCCUCAAUAAACCUCGGAGGGCCCACAGUCCACACCUUGCGCCAGUUCCAGGGGAACUCUUGGAAACUACAGUCAGUCAUCACCUGCGCUUGCUGGUGCCAGACAAAGGCCUGCAGAGGUUCAUGGCUCACAUGGAGCGAGCCCUGAGGAUGGACUGCAGCCUGCCCCAGCUGAAACAUGCCUGUGCCAAGAUGGUCUCGAAGACCAGGCUGCUUCUAAAGGUGCUCAUUGAGAGGCAAGAGAACAAGGGAGCUUCUGAUUACAUUCACCAGUGCCAUCUGCAAGAGCAUAUCUCCAGAUCUAUGACCUUGGGGGAAGACAAUGAACUUGCAAAGAAGAAAGCACAGGAGUCAGAGGUUAAGUUUGUGAUUUUAUUAUCCCUCUGCGUUAUCAUUGGUGUGAUGCUGAAAGUCUUCUUCCAUCUGGAGGGCCCAGGUGAUGAGCCCCAGGUGCCACUGCAGAUGCUCCUGCACGUGCUGGGUACCACAGGAGAUGUUUUUCCAAGCCUGGAGCUUGUGGCAGCUUCCACAGAACCCGGCUCAUGCUGUGCCCCCUUCAAGAAGUUUGAAUUGCGUCGGAAGCUUUAUGAAGCCCAGAAAUCAGCAUUCUAG
Molecule: messenger RNA, 2307 nt
Organism: Oenanthe melanoleuca
Lineage: Eukaryota; Metazoa; Chordata; Aves; Passeriformes; Muscicapidae
Exons: 10
Coding region: 1-2307 (768 amino acids)
Molecular function (GO): protein binding
Source: RefSeq, a predicted model, not a curated record